Aspergillus versicolor CBS 583.65 is the source of this 799-nucleotide messenger RNA. RefSeq lists its product as uncharacterized. Gene Ontology annotation, cellular component: cytoplasm; nucleus. Bases 95 to 760 code for a protein of 221 amino acids. The record is from RefSeq and is a predicted model, not a curated record. The transcript is spliced from 3 exons. Lineage: Eukaryota; Fungi; Ascomycota; Eurotiomycetes; Eurotiales; Aspergillaceae.
CCGGAGUAUUUCAACGGGGCUAUUGUCUACUUCUAUUUGAGACAGUCCGGAGGAUCCCACCAUCUCAAAGACAGCAUUCUGGCAAUUUCUUGCAAUGCGGUUCCUCUGUCUACACGGGAUCGGGAGCAAUUCUCGCAUCCUACAACAGCAAACAGCAGCGCUAAGAUAUGAACUCGGCAACCGCCACAGCUACGACUUCGUCGAGGGCACUCUCCCCUGGACCCCCGACUCAACACUGAAAGACAACAUGCUCGGCGACGAAAAGACCUUUUCCUACUGCGACCCAACCGACGCCAAGUCCUGCCUACAGACGAUUGACCUGCUUGACCAAUACGUUGCAGCCGAGGGUCCAUACGAUGGUGUCAUUGGGUUUAGCUUGGGCGCCAACGUCGCCAUCUCGUGGAUGAUUGAGCGCCAGCGCAAGAACAGCAAAGCCGGUCUACCCUUCAAAGUGGGCAUUUUCUUUUCCAACACGUUUCCCCUGUACAACAUGGACGCUCUCCAGGAGGGUCGGAUUGAUCAUUCAGGCACCGUGGCCGAUGGAUGCCUUGAUCUGCCGACCGCGCAUAUUUGGGGAGCAAGGGAUGGGGGAUCUAAUCAUGCACAGAUUGCCAGCAGGACCUGCAAAGUGGCUGAAAGGUCGGUGUAUGUGCAUGGCAAGGCCCAUGAGAUUUCGUCCUCUCCUGACGACUUGAUUGGUAUGGUCAAGGUGGUCAAUCGGGCUAUCGGGGCCGCGGAAGACAAUGUAAUUAUUAUCUGAGGUCAGAAUGAAAUCGCUUAUCUUAUUGCAUAUGCAGCG